Molecule: messenger RNA, 1553 nt
Organism: Misgurnus anguillicaudatus (oriental weatherfish)
Lineage: Eukaryota; Metazoa; Chordata; Actinopteri; Cypriniformes; Cobitidae
Product: RING finger protein 223
Biological process (GO): protein ubiquitination
Molecular function (GO): ubiquitin protein ligase activity
Source: RefSeq, a predicted model, not a curated record
CCUGAAUUUACACAAGUAAGUGUGCGCAGGAUGACUGAGGAUCAUAAAGAAUAAAGAAGAGGGUCAUUUAUGGUUUAAUCAACUUGAGACAGUUUAGAAAUAUAAUGAGACUUUGUAGAGCAAGUGAGAACAGUUUACUGGAGAACUGAGACAGGUGUGGAAAAUUGCCGAAUUUAAUUUUUAUAGGAUCAUACGUUUCAGAAGUUUUUGAAAAGAAGAAAAAUAUUCACCUCUUCUUUUAAGGCGUUUUGCUAACCACCCACAGCAGGAUGCAAGACUCUGAAUGGUCAACAGUAACACAUCUUGGAACAAUACGACACAAACAAGAUGCAGUGCCUUCCAAUAAUAACAUCACAAGCCACGACUGGAGUGACUUACCAGAAUGUUCGAUCUGCUUUUGUGCAUACGACAACACUUUCAAGACUCCAAAGCUUCUUGAUUGUACCCAUACCUUCUGCCUAGAGUGCCUGGCACGUUUUGUGGCUAUUGCACCAGAGCAGAAUGUCACCCAGAUCACCUGCCCCCUUUGUCGACGCCGAACAUCUGUACCCGAGCAUGGUGCCCCAGGUCUGCUCACCAGUCAGGAAGUUUUGGGUCAACUUCCGAGCGACCAGCAACAAGUGGAAAAAGUUUUCCUGGAUGGACAGAAACUGUGCUACUCGAACACAACAAUACCCAACUGUAUCUGUAUUAACAUCGCGGGGAACAAACAAGACGAGAGCGAGAGGAGUGAGGAGAGAACUGAGGGUUGUGGGCGGAGGCUGUUGAGAUUUUUAGGGUUUUACGGUAACAGGAAGAGACUCCUACUCUUUCUCAUAGUCAUUCUUGUACUACUAUUUGUCAUAAUGUGGCCUCUACAGUGUUUGUUUGUGUCUAAAUGUGUCAGGGAAGAAGCAGGAACUCCAGCAACGUUUAUUGUCACAAGGCCUGCAGUAGGGCACACAUGAAUGUUGUGAAACAGACUGAGGUUACCUUUCAUGCAAACCCGGAAGCAUUUACUUGAGUGUAAGCAAAACACUUUGUUGAUAAGAUUUACUGCUGUGAAAUGAAGGCUGAUAGCAGGAGAGACUAAAACACAGUUACAUUUACAGCUUGAUAUUUCGUUCAAACCAUGCAGCUUUCUCAAAUUUCACUUCACUUGUUCCUGAGAACAGAAAUUUGUCAAGUUUUACAUUUAUACAAAAUAUUGUUCACUGAAUAUUUGUUGAUAUGCUUUUAAAGGUGGGGUGCAUGAUCUCUGAAAGCCAAUGUUGACAUAUGAAAUCAAGUAAACAAACACACCCCUACCCCAAUAGAAUCUGGACCUUCUUUUGAUAGACCCACCCAACACACAGUAGACACGCCCCCUUACUGCUGAUUGGCUACAAGUGUGUUUUGGUAGUCGGUCCGACUCCCUUUUCCAAAGUGUUUUUUAAAAAAUCAUGCACCCCACCUUUAAUUGACGCAUUUAUACUUUUCACACUUCAUUGUAAAUUAUUUUUUAAUGUUUAAAUAUUUUUGUAAUUUGUGAUAAAUUGAUACUGUUUUAAACCUUUACAUUUUUAUUUAUCUUA